GGAUUGCCGUUAUCGUAAACAUUUCGGCGACCCCCAAUCUAAGCCUUAUUGGCAGAACGGUCAAGGUGGGGAGAAGGACAGUAGCUUCGGGUCUGAUAAACGCCCUAGGACUGGGCAGGUGAAGGAUGAACCAUCAAGGAAGAACCCUAAGGACCAAUAG
Molecule: messenger RNA, 160 nt
Organism: Perkinsus marinus ATCC 50983
Lineage: Eukaryota; Perkinsozoa; Perkinsida; Perkinsidae
Exons: 1
Source: RefSeq, a predicted model, not a curated record